This is a messenger RNA of Diplodia corticola, 1731 nucleotides long. RefSeq names its product cytokinesis protein. The record is from RefSeq and is a predicted model, not a curated record. Bases 1 to 1731 code for a protein of 576 amino acids. The transcript has a single exon. Lineage: Eukaryota; Fungi; Ascomycota; Dothideomycetes; Botryosphaeriales; Botryosphaeriaceae.
AUGUCGGAUGAGACCAGACCUCACUGGCCUGUCCGGCAGUGCUCGGCCUCUGCUGAUCCAGUCACUCGGGACCGAAGGAUAAAGCGACUGGAGACUUUCAUCGACAAGGCCAAACAGCGCAAGACCACCUACCGGGAGCCCCUUCGAAAACCUUCCGGUGGAAGCUCAAUCCGUCGAGUUCGCACCGCCCCUGGCCUUGUCCGGAGACGCUCCUCUACCCUUCUGUGGCUCGCUCGACCUCGCUCGAGGGAUUCGCACACACCGAGAGACUCCAGUGCCGAGUCUCUUUUGCGCCGUGUCGGUCACCAUAUCAAACCUCGUGCUCAGUCUCAAGACGUUUUACCUGAAAAAACGCCUUCAGAGGAAAGUGUCGGCUCCUUGUGUUCGGCUCCCGAGGUCCUUGGUGCCCGUUCGUCGUCCAGCUCUCCAGCUACAUCCGACGCCAGCGCUGUCAGUUCCUCCAGUCAGAAUCAACUCCAUCGUUGUUGCACACCGUCGCUUCACCUCUGCACCUAUCGAAGGUCAUCAUCGACAAGGGCAAAUGCUUCCUCUUCAUCUGAUCACGACAGUCCUUCAAGCUCAUCUGCUGCAUCGGUGAAAAGCGCUUGUGCAGAUACCGCCAUCACUUUGACCGAUGUUCAUGUAGUCAAGGUUCCUUCCGGCGAGGGAAAUAGGCGCCUCACACCAGGCCAAGCAGCUCCUAGCCCAAGCAUGCACUUGAUUGAAUCCGCACAUGGCUCUUACCAUGUUCUUUGGGAUGAGCCACCUUCUCAUCACCUGGACAGUUCUGAUGUGGAUUCCACAUCGGUCAGCCCUGAAGAAAACGCUUCGCAAACAGAACCCCCCACUGGUCUUGACCGAGUCAAUACGAAACUGGAAGAAUGGUCCUUUGCAGCGCGGGAAUGUACUGCUCUCGACAAGAGCAGGAGCCACCCUCACUUCCAACCUUACGUUGAGGUAUACCAGGAUGAUUACGACUCUGUCUUCGCCAUGGAAGACGAUAGCAAUGCCCUUUUCAUGGCUCCACCAAACUCCAAAGACGAUACUCCGGGCUCUUCCGCCUUGGCUUCCCGGCGCGGCAGCGAAACAGAGACAGAGUGUGCAGGCAGAGCUUCACCUUCAUACGGCGGCCGUCUACAUUCCGAUUCGUCUUCUCCGUCUUCUGACGAAACCAGCCCUCGACAGCAGCACGGAGAUGAUGUUUUCGACGCCCUUGCCGUGCCGCAUCAGCUUCGGGUCAACGAUGAUCUCCUCUUGACAGGUGGAUACUACAGCCCUCGGCCCAACAAACUUCUAGCGCCUUCGGAUAGUCUCAGGGAACAAGCUCGCUCUGCGUCGAGUCUCUCAAACACUUCCGACAUGUCCGACAAUGCCACGUCUCUUCUCGCCAACCACCGCGACUCGGUUGUUCUCAUGUCGGAACGCACUCCCGACGAGUUUCCCAUGAGCAACCAAUGGUCUCAUCGUGAUUCGGUCGCUCUAGCAAAGGACCGUAUGAAGAAGAAGCAUGCAAAGGAGACUGGUGAAGCAUAUGUCAGUGGAGUCGGCAUCCUUAAAGGUGUGCGGAAGGGUGAUGUCGAACGGACGACUCCUCUUGCCAUUCCUCGGGUGCAGCAGGUUACCACUCUGAUGGGUGUGUUGAGUCCCAUUGUCGACGUGAGUCCACCAAACGUAAGGACAAUGGAUGAGUCACAUGAGAGGAGGAUCGACGAUAUGGCUGAAAGAGUGUGA